Molecule: messenger RNA, 1650 nt
Organism: Dicentrarchus labrax (European seabass)
Lineage: Eukaryota; Metazoa; Chordata; Actinopteri; Moronidae
Exons: 11
Coding region: 28-1233 (401 amino acids)
Source: RefSeq, a predicted model, not a curated record
GUGCUCUGUUCAGUCAGUUCAGUCUGUAUGAAGAUGAGGGGGAAUAUCUGCUGCUGCCUGUUAGCUUUUGUUCAGAGCUGCAAUGUCACUGCAGCAAUAAUCCAUAAAAUAGUUGAGGAGAAGGACCCUGUCUCUCUGCGUUGUCCUCACUCUGUGGAGGGUAAAGUGACGUGGAGCAGAGAGAGAGAUGGAACUAAAGUUGACAUAUUUACAAUUGAUGGUGACAGAGAGAUAAGACACAAUGAUCCAGGCAAACGAUACAGUUCACAGACAGAUAAAUCACUUUACAUUGGUAGAGUUACUGUCUCAGACACUGGAAGAUACUUCUGUAAUAAUGAACCAGCUGUGGAGCUGACGGUGAUCCCAUCAGGAACAACCAGACUUGAUGCUGCAGAGAGGACCACCAUCACUCUGAAAUGUCCUCCUGAUGUUGGAGGAUCAGAUGUUCCAACAUGGAGCAGAGACGCUGUUGAAAUACAACAACAGAGACGGUUUCAUGUUUCACCUGCUGACAACACGUUGAUAAUAACAGACCUGCAGCCUGCUGACUCUGGACUUUAUUACUGUGAUGGAAAACCUGCUGCGUAUCUGACUGUGAACAAAGAUGAGACAUCUGAGAGAGACGGUGAAACGACACCAACAUCAACAACAUCAUCAACAACAACAACGUCAACAACAUCAACAACAUCAUCAACAUCAACAACAUCAACAACAACAACAUCAACAACAUCAACAACACCAGCAGCAGAAGGAACUACAGGAACUACAGUAUUACAGUCGCCUCCUAAAGACCAGAGAACACCUCUUAGUUUGGUGAUUGAAGUCGUUGUCCUUUUCCUCUUACUCUUCAUCAUCAUCAACAUCAUCAUCUGCUGUAGACAGAGAUGCAGGUUUGAGAGACAAGGAAGGAAAGUGGAAGAGAGAGGAGACGACACGCAGCUAGGGGCCACAGGUCAGACUCAAACCCACGGUCGCUACAGCUCAGCCUCGGUACAUGUGGUACCAGCUCUACCAGGAACUGAAGAAACAGACGCUGUCUAUGAUUGUAUUCAGGAUGAAUCUGUGCUUCAAUCUAUAAACCGUGAGGAAAGUUUGCCUGGAUCAAUAGAUUCAUUCAGCAUGUCAGAUUAUUCAGAUGAAUCAAACCACAGUGAUCCAACGUAUUCAACCAUCUCUGAUCUUCCUCCAGUGCAAAUGAAGACCGACACAUUUCCACCUAAUGAGUUCUCGUAAUCCUGGAUCAGCUGCACUUUUCUCGGUGGAAAUAAUAAAGCCGACUGACAACACGUAUUCUUUACUGGAGAAACCCAAAGCAGCUGGAAACCAGUGACCAACGUUGGACCUGAAUAUUGUGCCGCUGUUACUGUGAGGGGAAAAAGCGGAUUUAUUUUUUGAAAGUUGAGCUUAAAACUGUUUGACUGGCGAAAAAGAAAAUGUGACUUAAUUCAUGUGUACGUUAAGAUCCUCACAUCAUUCCCAAAUGUAAAAUUCACAACUUAUGAAAGAUGUAAAAUCAUCUUUUUCUUGCAAAGGCGCCUUAAAGCUCCAUGAAAUUUACCUUUGGGUAUUAUAUUGUAAUUAUUGUAAUUUUAUGUUUUUAAAUGUAUUUAAGAAUUUCUUUUACUAAAAAAACAUAUUUGAGAUCAUUAA